AUGAGCCUCAAUCAGCCGGCGAGGCGCAUCGCGAUCGCCCUCUCUUCCUCCAACAUUUCCCGUCAACAAUGCCUCACCCACCUCUCCUCCCGAACCUCACCACUAGCGACGACCCUCACCGUCCUCCCUUCAACCCGCCGCUCUAAAUGGUCCUUUAGCAACUUGAACCCCUUCCGCUCCAAGAAGACCGGGGCCACUCCAUCCUCCGACCUCGAUGACCCGACUAUCCGAAGACGCAUGAUGGAGGAAGCCUCCACGCCUCAACUCGACUCCUCCAUCUUCGCCGAGGAAGUUUCGGCUGUCGAGGAGAAGGAAAAGGAGCAGGGGAAGAAGCAGCAGGCGGCACCUAUCCGGGCCCAGCACCUCGCCCCGACGGCCGACCCGGACCCGCAGAGCAGGCAGCGCUGGGAGCGUAAGAUGGUCAUCCGCAUGGUCCAUCGUAACGGCCACGAGACCCGCCAGGAGAUCAUCCGCCGGACCGAACGCGAGAUGCGGUACCGCUCGCCUUUCCUCGCUACCUCGAUCAAGAAGCUCGUCCAUCUCGCUCGCCAGAUUGCCGACCGGCCCUUGGAUGAAGCCCUUGUUCAGAUGCAGUACUCGAAGAAGAAGAUGGCUCGUGAGAUUCGCCAUCACCUCGAGCUCGCGCGUGAUAGGGCUAUUGUGGAGCACGGUAUGGGUCUGGGCCAAGCUAACGGCGAGGCUCCCCUGGAGAAGCCCAAGAAGAUCAAGUCGAAGGAUGGCAAGUGGCUCGUCAUUAGUGAUCCUACUAGGAUCUACAUUGCCCAGGCUUGGGUAGGACGUGGGUCUUGGCGUGGACAGCGUCUUGUCCAUCUUGGUCGUGGUCGAAAGGGAAUGCACAAGAAGCCCAGCACCAGCAUUUCCUUUGUCCUCAAGGAGGAAAAGACCAGAAUCCGAGAAUACGAAGAGGCUCUUGCCAAGGAGAAGAGGCAGGGCCCUUGGGUCCACCUGCCGAAUAGGCCGAUCACUGCCCAGAGGCAAUACUACACCUGGUAA
Molecule: messenger RNA, 1014 nt
Organism: Scedosporium apiospermum
Lineage: Eukaryota; Fungi; Ascomycota; Sordariomycetes; Microascales; Microascaceae
Exons: 3
Coding region: 1-1014 (337 amino acids)
Biological process (GO): ribosome assembly; translation
Cellular component (GO): mitochondrial large ribosomal subunit; ribosome
Molecular function (GO): structural constituent of ribosome
Source: RefSeq, a predicted model, not a curated record